GCACCAUUUGUGUUGUUCCCAUCAGGCAUUGCGGCCAUAGUCAGCUCAGAAAUUAAAGAGUAACCGGCUAAUCAGAAAAAUAGUUGAUACAUCAUAAUAACAUUAUAACAACAGCCAUACAGAUAUUGAUGAGGAUUUCACAACACAGCAAGUAUGAGUCAUCGAAUUGAUGAUGUCAUGAAGCUGUGUUCAGAGUUAUCUGCCAAUCAGCAAAUCCAGACCACGGUGAAAGGCUCAGGGAAGGGAGCAGCAGCAGCUGGUGGACUGGCCUUCGCUGGAGGGUUAGUUGGGGGCCCUCUUGGUAUUGCAGUGGGCGGUGCUGUUGGAGGCCUGCUGGGCUGCUGGCUGACCAGUGGACAAUUCAAACCGCUGCCUCAGAUCAUCAUGGAGCUCAGUCCUCAGCAGCAGCAGAAGCUUUACGAUGAUCUUAUGGUCGUCCUGGGAGACGUUCAGUGGACAGAUUUGGCUCAGCUAACUGCUCUGGUGAUGGGCAACGCCACCUUGAAGCAGCAACUUACAGCCGCCCUUCUCGGGUAUAUUUCCAAGGAGCUCCAGGCGGAGGUGCACUACGUGGAUUAGUGUCUGUGGAAAAACUGGGAUAACCUGACUCAGGGGCGCACGUGCUCAGGAGGACGGAGUCUUUGAAAAAUAAUGUGAACUGGUGUUAUGAAGUUGGAGAGACUUUUUUCAUCAAAUGUCAAAUCACAUUUUGUAAAAUUGCACAGAUAUCACAGUCCUGGCAACAGGUUAGACUGGGUAACAUGAGGUUAGCAAAUGACUGGAUUAAUUUAUUAUGUGAGGUGCACCCAUCAGUUGAAGGAAUUAUUUAUUCAUUAAGCCUUUGAUGAUCCUGAUAAUCAUGGUUCAGAUACAAAGAUUUCAAUUCUAUGGAUUAUGCACUUAACUGUACAGUGUGGAAUGUUUUUGAUUUGAUAAUUUAUUAAGUUUAAGACUAGGAAUUGACCAGUAUAUGUGCACAGUAUAUUAUAUUUAAAUGAUUUCAUGAAUAAAAAAAAAAGGCUUGUGUA
Messenger RNA from Perca fluviatilis (European perch), 1028 nucleotides. Its product is annotated as protein C19orf12 homolog. Bases 154 to 579 code for a protein of 141 amino acids. The record is from RefSeq and is a predicted model, not a curated record. Lineage: Eukaryota; Metazoa; Chordata; Actinopteri; Perciformes; Percidae. The transcript is spliced from 3 exons.